CACACGAUGAAGCUCUCGACUACUGCACUCGUCGCUGCUGCUCUCCCGCUCGUCCUCGCGGGCCUCGAAGACGCCAAGUACUCGACGGUCCUUACGCCUCAGAACUUUGACUCGUCCAUCGCGAGCAAGUCUGAAGGUUCCCUGGUCGCCUUUUUCGCAGAAUGGUGCGGUCAUUGCAAGUCGCUUGAGCCGGUGUGGACCAAGAUCGCGCAGCAGUUCGAGGGCGACGACCGGUGCCAGGUCGCCCACUUCAACGCCGACGACGCCGAGGCCCGCCCGAUCUCGGGCAAGUACGGCGUCAGCGGGUUCCCGACCAUCAAGUUCCUCGCUCCGCCGAGCAAGGGCGGCGCCGCCGAGGCGUACCAGGGCCCGCGCACCGAGGAGGCGUUCCUCGAGUUCCUCAACGCCAAGUGCGGCACCCACAAGCUGCCCGGUGGCGUCCUGAGCGACCUCGCCGGCCGCAUCCCGUCGCUCGACUCGCUCGCGAGCCAGUUCCUCGGGCCCUCGGCCACACGCCCGGACCUCGCCACGUCGGCGUCGGCCAUCGCGUCGUCGCUCGCGCCCGGCGCCGUCUCGUCGUCCCUGUCGGCGUACUACCUGCGCAUCUUCGACAAGUUCUCGACCGUCGCCGACUCGGAGGGCGUCACGGCCGCCCGCGCCUGGGUCGACAAGGAGCGCGAGCGCCUCGCCAAGCUCGCCAGCAAGAAGGGCCAGGUCACGGCCGCCAAGCUCGAGGAGCUCCACAUGAAGCGCAACGUCCUCGCCGCGUUCGCCGAGGCGCGCGACGUCGUCGCCGAGGCGGCCAGCACCGCGUCGAGCGUCGUCGGCGACGCGACGGCGAGCGCGUCGUCGCUCGCGAGUGGCGCCAGCAAGAGCGCCUCGUCGGCCGCGAGCGUCGCGAGCAAGAGCGCCGGGUCGGCCGCGAGUGUCGCGAGCAGCACGAUCGAGUCGGUCGUCGGCCAGGUCACGGCGAGUGCGUCGUCGCUCGCGAGCGGCGCGAGCAAGAGCGCGUCGUCGGUCGGCAAGAGCGCCGGGUCGGCGGCGUCCGAUGCGAGCAGCACGGUCGAGUCGGUCGUCGACAAGGCGACGUCGAGUGCAUCGUCGGCGUACGCCAAGGCGACGGGCGGUGCAGCGAGCGCUUACGAGCGCGUCAAGGAGGAGCUCUGAGCGAGGCUGGAACCUUCAGCGAGGGGCGGUCUCGUGCCGCCUCUUCUCGUGCAACUGCAAGUCGUUCCUCGUCGUCCUC
Rhodotorula graminis WP1 is the source of this 1246-nucleotide messenger RNA. RefSeq lists its product as uncharacterized. Gene Ontology annotation, molecular function: protein disulfide isomerase activity. NCBI's taxonomy places the organism in Eukaryota, Fungi, Basidiomycota, Microbotryomycetes, Sporidiobolales, Sporidiobolaceae. Gene Ontology annotation, cellular component: endoplasmic reticulum. The coding region runs from base 7 to 1167 and encodes 386 amino acids. The transcript is spliced from 3 exons. Gene Ontology annotation, biological process: protein folding. The record is from RefSeq and is a predicted model, not a curated record.